AUGAAGCGGGAUCGGCGCGGCCGGUUCCUGUCCCUCGCCGGCGGGCGCAGGCCGGAGCCCCGCGCGGGGAGCGGGCGGCGGGGCCGCGCGGCGCAGCACGAGCCGGAGGGCGGCGCCGAGGAGGCAGGAAUUGGUAGAGCCCUGAGCACAGGAUAUUGCCGGCUCUGCCAUGGGAAGUUUUCCUCCCGGAGCUUGCGGAAUGCUUUUGGGAAGGUUCCUGUAACGGGAGAGAACUCAGAGAAGCAACGACGUGUGGAUCAAGUGUUCUUCACCGAUUUCCAGCGACUGGUCAGAGUAGCAGUCCGGCAGGAUCCUGCUCUCCCGCAAUAUGUCUGCAAGAAAUGCCAUGCACAGUUUUACAAAUGUCGCAGCAUCCUCAAGACGUUUAUUCAGAGGGUGAAUGCAUCUCCCACAGGCCAUAUAAAGUCAAAAGGAAAGAACAGUGAUGUGCAGCCACAGCCAGAUGCAGAAGCCCCCUGUUUGGUAGAUCUGAUCACAUCCAGCCCCCAGUGCCUGAAUAAUUUGGUUAUGUGGACCCACAACCAUGCAGGGAACUGCCAGUCUGUGCCAAGCCUGCAGAGUGUGUUAUCUUCCGAGUACUGUGGGAUAAUUCGAGCCGUGUGGGGCUGUGGAAAUGGGCAUGACUAUGUUAUGGAUACAGAUUCUGAUUGCAGCACGGUGCUAGUCGAUAAUGCCUUGUCCGUUACAUGGGAAUGGAACAAGGGCGCAGCACAGCGUUUGACUGACAAUGGGGCAAGUGCAGACAAUGCGGGGGCUGCCUCUGCUCCCAGGCCCCAGCUUACUCCAGCAAGGACUGGCACAUGCAAGCAGCCAGUAAACAAAGGGACCACAUCGGAGCCGCUAGGUGCUGAGAAUCAGUUGCCACAGAGCAGGAAUUCAUCUCAUUCACAAGAGGACAGUCCAGUCUCUUUACAGGAGAAAAGUCUGCCCCAGUCAGCCUCUCCACUGAGCAGUGCCCCAGGACAGUUGAGUGGGAAGCAGGUUCUGUCUUCAACGUCGGAUGAGCGGGUAAAAGACGAGUUCAGUGACCUUUCUGAGGGAGACUUCCUGAGUGAAGAUGAGAAUGAUAAGAGAACCAUGCAAUCUUCAGAUGACUCCUUUGAGCCUUAUCCAGAAAAGAAGGGGUCCAACAAAAAGAGUGAAAAUAAAGAAGCAAAGAAGGCCGAAGAGCCCAAAAUAAGAAAGAAGCCAGGACCCAAGCCAGGCUGGAAAAAAAAGAUCAAAUGUGAAAGGGAGGAGCUGCCUACCAUCUACAAGUGUCCUUACCAGGGGUGCACAGCUGUGUACAGAGGGGCCGAUGGCAUGAAGAAACACAUAAAGGAGCAUCAUGAAGAAGUGCGGGAGAGGCCUUGUCCCCACCCUGGCUGCAACAAGGUGUUCAUGAUUGAUCGGUACCUACAGCGCCAUGUGAAACUCAUUCAUACAGAGGUACGGAACUAUAUCUGUGAUGAAUGUGGGCAGACCUUCAAACAACGCAAACACCUCUCAGUCCAUCAGAUGCGCCAUUCAGGAGCAAAGCCUCUCCAAUGUGAAAUCUGUGGUUUCCAGUGCAGGCAGCGAGCGUCUCUCAAAUAUCACAUGACCAAACACAAAGCUGAGACUGAGCUGGAGUUUGCCUGUGACCAGUGUGGAAAGCGUUUUGAGAAGGCCCAUAACCUUAAUGUUCACAUGUCCAUGGUGCACCCUCUGACCCAGACUCAGGACAAAGCCAAGCCACUGGAGCCUGAGCAGAUUCUCAUGUUGAAUCCUUCAGGGACUGUGGAAAGCCAGGCUGUAAAACCAGAACAGACUGCACAACAGGAGCCUACUUGAAGGGCUGCUGGAGGUGCGUACUGAUCCUGCCUUGUAUAAACCAUUCAGCAGUGGGGAUUUUUAAUAUACAUUUUAAUAGAUUCUCAAGAAAAAACCCACCUCAGUGGAAAUAGCUUCAGCUUGCUCAAAAGAAAAAAAAAAAAGCUUUUACUGUGCUGUGAUUCUCCAUGCUUAGAUCAAAUUCAGCAGUGUUGUACUAAACAGUCUCCAUCAAAUGUAAAGGAACUGGAUGUUCUACACUCCCCCAUGUGGUGAUAGAAACCAAGUUGUACCACAUCAGUUCAGUAGUUGCAUAAACUGCAGGUAUGUAUGUAGUUCCUAUUCAGAUGGGUCUACAGUUAUAUGGCACAGUGGAGUGACUUAAAACUAGGCUUUUUUUAAAAUUACAAUUCCCCAAGCAAGUCUAAAGUAAAAAAUUUAACCUACUUUAUUAACAAGAGCUUCAAGGUUUUGCUUGUAAUAAAUUAUUUA
Messenger RNA from Gopherus evgoodei (Goodes thornscrub tortoise), 2304 nucleotides. RefSeq names its product zinc finger protein 276 (gene ZNF276). Gene Ontology annotation, cellular component: chromosome; kinetochore; nucleus. NCBI's taxonomy places the organism in Eukaryota, Metazoa, Chordata, Testudines, Testudinidae. Gene Ontology annotation, biological process: regulation of transcription by RNA polymerase II. The transcript is spliced from 11 exons. The record is from RefSeq and is a predicted model, not a curated record. Gene Ontology annotation, molecular function: chromatin insulator sequence binding; zinc ion binding. Bases 1 to 1833 code for a protein of 610 amino acids.